Mytilus trossulus (common blue mussel) is the source of this 1265-nucleotide messenger RNA. Its product is annotated as beta-1,3-glucan-binding protein-like. The coding region runs from base 1 to 1029 and encodes 342 amino acids. The transcript has 9 exons. Gene Ontology annotation, biological process: carbohydrate metabolic process. Gene Ontology annotation, molecular function: hydrolase activity, hydrolyzing O-glycosyl compounds. The record is from RefSeq and is a predicted model, not a curated record. Lineage: Eukaryota; Metazoa; Mollusca; Bivalvia; Mytilida; Mytilidae.
AUGCAUAUUUUGUUUUUAAAUUCAGCUGGGCUAACAUCCAAAUCACCACUGACAGAACUUCAGCUAAUAUUUGAAGAUACUUUCGAUAAUGGUUUUGACAAAAGCAAAUGGAAGAAUGAAAUCUCUGCUUUUGGUGGUGGGAACUGGGAAUUUCAAAUUUAUUCUCCAGAACCAACAAACACAUUUGUUAGAAAUGGUGUACUUCAUCUUAAACCGACAACAACAGCAGACAAAUUUGGUGAGAAUUUCCUUCAUCAUGGAAUCCUUGACAUGAGAAGAGAGUGGGGAUAUUGUACAAAAUCUGAAUUUUAUGGUUGCCUUAGAAACUCUAAAGAUGCAAUGAUACCCCCAAUUAUGUCUUCAAAGGUUAUAUCAAAAGUUAGUUUCAAAUAUGGACGAGUUGAAGUUGUGGCGCAGAUGCCGAUUGGAGAUUGGAUAUGGCCAGCUAUUUGGUUGAUGCCAAAGGAAGAACAUUACGGAGGAUGGCCAAUGUCUGGAGAAAUAGAUAUGGUGGAAGUGAGGUGUAACAAGCAUUUUGGAGAUAUUGGAAUACAACGUAUGAUGUCAACUCUUCACUGGGGACCUCACAGCUACAGCUACCAAGUAAAUAUCAUAUCCUCACGUCUAGCUAAUGGAAAUUGGAGUGACAAAAUGCACAAGUACACAAUGGAUUGGAAUGAAUAUCACAUCAUUCUGUCAGUGGAUGACGAACCUGUACUGACGGCAGACACCCCCCAAUAUGGAUAUUGGGGAUUAGGAGGAUUUUCCGGAAAUAACUUAUGGUCUAAUGGUAGUCGUGAUGCACCAUUUGAUAGAGAGUUUUAUCUCCAAAUGAAUACAGCUGUUGGAGGAACAAAUGGCUUCUUUCCUGAUGGGGUCCAAAAUGCUGGCUACAAUAAACCAUGGUCAAAUAAUGACCCCAAAGCAUCUGAAAAAUUCUGGAACGCCCGUAAUCUUUGGAUGCCUACGUGGCAUGGAGAUGAUUCAGCUCUCAAAAUUGACUCUGUUCGCAUUUGGAAGAAAAUUUAAAGCUUAUUGUAUUUUGAUAUAAUUUAUUGCUCAUUUAUGUAAAUAAAGGCAACAGAAGUAUACCAGUGUUCGGAGGUCAAAAUGCGAUUGAGAGAAAACAUAUCCGGGUUAAAAAGUUAAACAGAAGGAAACACAGCAACUAUAAGAGGAAGUUAUAUGUUUGAUUAACGUAUCUUAAAAGCAAAACACACUGUUAUUUAUGUGUACCGACUUGAAAUAAAACUUCUAUGUCUAUA